CAGCCUUGAUCUCCCAGGCUCAACCAAGCCUCCCACCUCAGCCUCCUGAGUAGCUGGAACUACAGGAAGCCAGCAAGCGGCCGGCGUCUCCGGAGCCCGCAAGGAGGCGCGUUGGCUGCGCAGACAGAGCGCUUCCAAGCCGGAGAGCCUAGGAACGGUGGCGCGGGCAGAGGCGACAGCGAGGAUCCAAGGCUGGGGUUUCCUGCUUGGAUCAGGAGUGCCUGGGGACUCUACCUCGCCUGCCUCCUUGAGGGAAACACGGGGAAGCCAGGACUGGCCGUCGCGUUGGCGACAAAUAUGUCCCAGGACUCGGUGACCUUCGCAGAUGUGGCUGUGAACUUCACCAAAGAGGAGUGGACCCUGCUGGACCCAGCUCAGAGGAAUCUCUACAGAGAUGUGAUGCUGGAGAACUCUAGGAACCUGGCAUUCAUAGACUGGGCGACUCCGUGCAAAACCAAAGAUGCAACCCCUCAGCCGGAUAUUCUUCCUAAAAGAACAUUUCCUGAAGCCAACAGUGUGUGUCUCACGAGCAUCAGUUCCCAGCUCUCCACAUUGAGAGAAGACUGGAGAUGCCCCAAAACAGAGGGACCACACAGGCAGGGGGCGAAUAAUGUGAAGCCACCUGCAGUUGCCCCCGAGAAAGAUGAAUCUUCUGUUAGCGUCUGUGAAGAUCACGAAAUGAGGAACCGCUCUAAACCUACCUGCAGGCGUGUGCCUUCACAGGGAGAUUCCACAAGACGAUGUAUCCUAACAUGUGACUCAAGUAUUUUGAAGUAUAAUCCUUUCUUAAACGAUAGUCAAAAAACACAUGAAAACAACGGACGUGAUGAAGUCUUGGGGCAGAACAUUCAGUGGGUUCCGUGUGGGAGAAAAACAGAGCUGAAAUCAAGCACAUGGACUGGCAGUCAGCACACUGUGCAUCAUACACGUGAUGAAAUUGAUACGGGAGCAAACAGGCACCAACAGAAUCCAUUUGGAAAAGCUUUCCAUGAAGACGGAUCCCUUAGGGCACACAGCACUCAUGUUCGAGAGAAAAUGUAUGAUUUUACUCAGUGGGAGAACACUUCCAGAAAUAACUCAAUUCAUGCCGUGCAGAUAGAGUCGUAUACCUCAGAGACAAAUAAGAAGGAUUGUCAAACUCAAGCAACCUCUGCCAACGCUCCAAAUUCUGGUUCACACAAGGGUCAUUGCACUGGAGAGAAAAGCCACAAAUGUCCCGAAUGUGGGAGAGCCUUUUUUUAUCAGUCAUUCCUUAUGAGACAUAUGAAAAUUCACACUGGAGAGAAACCGUAUGAAUGUGGGAAAUGUGGAAAAGCCUUUAGAUAUUCCUUACACCUUCAUAAGCAUGUAAGAAAGCAUGUCGUGCAGAAGAAGCCCUAUGAAUGUGAAGAAUGUGGGAAAGUCAUUAGGGAGUCCUCAAAAUAUACACAUCUAAGGAGCCACACUGGAGAGAAACCCUAUAAAUGUAAGACAUGUGGAAAAGGCUUUACAAAGUCGUCAGGACUUAAAAAACAUCUGAAGACUCACAAUGAUGAGAAGCGCUGUGAAUGAAAGGAAGGUGGGAAAAUCUUCAUUAAUUUUCUAACUGUACUGAACAUGGGAGGAGGACAUAUUGGAAGGGAGCUCAAGGGGCUAGCAUGCAUGAGAACAUCUUCCCUGAACUCUCCUAUCUUACAGAAAUGUGGGGGGAAAAAAAAAACCCUGCAAAGGUAAAGUCUAGGGAAAGCCUUUCCUCUUCAUUCAUCUUGAGUAGACAUUUGUUCUCAUCCUGGAGAGAAACUGUGAAUCUAAAAGGAAUAUGACAAAACCUUCAGCGUGGUCUCAAAUUCAUGGUUCAUACAAGAACUCACACUGCAGAGACUCCUUACGGAAGUAAAAAAUGUAGGAAAGAGCUGCUGGACGCGGUGGCUCACACCUGUAAUCCCAGCACUUUGGGAGGCCGAGGCGGGUGGAUCAUGAGGUCAGGAGAUCAAGACUAUCCUGACUAAUAUGGUGAAACCCCGUCUCUACUAAAAAUGCAAAAAAUUAGCCAGGCAUGGUGGCGGGAGCCUGUAGUCCCAGCUACUCUGAAGGCUGAGGCAGGAGAAUGCCGUGAACCCGGGAGGUGGAGCUUGCAGUGAGCAGAGAUUGCACCACUGCACUCCAGCCUGGGCAACAGAGCGAGACUCCAUCUCAAAAAAAAAAAAUGUGGGAAAGUCCCCUUUAAACACUUACCACUCAUGUUACAUGUGAAUCCAUAUCCUGGAGGGAGGCUACAAUUGGAAUAAAAAUAAGAAAGCUUUCAAGGCC
Messenger RNA from Chlorocebus sabaeus (green monkey), 2289 nucleotides. RefSeq names its product zinc finger protein 114 (gene ZNF114). Gene Ontology annotation, cellular component: nucleus. Gene Ontology annotation, biological process: regulation of transcription by RNA polymerase II. Gene Ontology annotation, molecular function: RNA polymerase II transcription regulatory region sequence-specific DNA binding; DNA-binding transcription factor activity, RNA polymerase II-specific. Lineage: Eukaryota; Metazoa; Chordata; Mammalia; Primates; Cercopithecidae. The record is from RefSeq and is a predicted model, not a curated record.